AUGGCUAGUUCUGAUACAUCGGGAGUUCGAGUCGGUUGCUUGAGGGAACCGAGAAGCUGUUCCAGAGGAGAUUACUUGAAGUUAUUUUUACACCUGGAGAGCAGGGGCGUUUCCGAGUACACUCCUUGGUCUGGUGUGCUUUGUGGAGAACUGCGUGACAUCCCGCAAGUCCUUUACAGCUCGAGAUCGACACUCAUUCUAGAGUUUCAUACCGAGGGUGCACCGUCUAAUGCCAGCGGCUUUUCUGGCACUUUUCGUUUUAUCGACAGACGUUUAUUCGAGACGAACGGCGUGCUGGUGCAAGGCACAAUGUGCGACCACGAGUUCGUCAGCUCAAUGCAAUCGACACCGCAGUACGGACGAUUCUACUCGCCGCGGUACCCGUCCUCCUAUCCGAAGAACAUCCGGUGCUCCUACCUCUUCCGGGCGAGAUUGAAGGAGAGAAUUCGUCUAGUCUUCGAGGAGAUUUCCCUGCAAAAAGGAGAUUUGAGUUGCCUGAAUAGGGCGGAUUUAAUCAGGGUGCACGACGGGACGGAUUCAGGGGCGCCCACAAUAGCCGUGCUCUGCAACCAAGGAGCGGAAGUGGAGGUACUCAGCACGGGACCAGACCUCUACGUCGAGUUCGUCGCUAAUUCCGAGUGGCCAGGCCAAGGCUUCAAGGCGAUGUUCCAAUUCCAGCCAUUGGACGAUGCGCCGCAUCCUGAGCUGGACAAGGUCGUCCCAGGGGCCGUUACGGGGAACCCCAAGCACUCGGUCAUCGGACCGGCUGUCAGCGCUACCACGUCACUCUGCGAUGUGGUUUACAACAGUGAUUCAACAAAAACCGGUGUAGUCAUGUCGCCAGCAUACCCGAAUCCAUAUCCAUCCAGGACACAUUGUACAUACGAAUUCCAAGGAAGAGGAAAGGAACGGGUGCAAGUGGUAUUCCAGGACCUGAAUCUGUAUCAUACGUCAAGCGACCCGAACGACUGCGAGGGAGUCGACUCGUUGGUGGCAUACGUGCACAUAGACGGCAAGAAGGACAAGAUAGACUCGUUCUGCGGGGAAACACCGCCGCGGCCUAUCAUGAGCAACGGUCCACGGCUUUCUCUGGAGUUUCAGGGGGUAACGUCGUCCCGCCAUUCGAGAGGCUUUAAAGCGACGUAUUCUUUCAUGGAGAACUUUGGUAUAACGACAGGACGGCAGGAGGAGAAAUAUCCGUGUGCCUUUGUUUUCAACAGCAACGAGACCCGCAAUGGUACAUUCGCGUCGCCGAAUUACCCCGGGCUGUACCCUCGUAACACGGAGUGCCACUACUUCUUCAAUGGUCAGCUUAACGAGCGGGUUCACCUUCAUUUCCACUUCUUCGACGUCGAGGGAGUAUUACCGUGCGAAGCUGUAUCAGCCAGCGAUUAUGUUGAAUUUUCCAACUACAUGGCGAGAGACCGAAAGUACCCGAGGCACUGUGGUCAACUGAAAGAAUUCGACGUUUACAGCGAUAGGAAGUUCUUUCGCGUAACGUUCAAAAGUAACGAUCGCCUCGAUGCUACGGGCUUUAACGCCAGCUACGUGUUCUUGGAUGAGGAGGAAAAUUACACGGUGAAGAUACCUGUGAGCAGUGGAUCGGCAUGGCACGGUGUUGCGCCGCUGCUGCCACCGUUACUAUUAUUGCUGCUGCUGCUGCUGAUUAUGAAUCGCCUCCUUGUCGGCCGGGUGAUGUAUUAAAAAGUGAUCACGGUCAUUUGGAUGGAUCCUGGUUCAAUUUACAACGAACUACAAUUUCGAGAUCGAGAGCCAUCCAGAGAGAAAAAAAGGAAAUCAUCAAUCGCUCAGCUCACCGAGGAAAGUGACGACUUCGUCGAUAAAUUCGUCGAGUGAGAGAAGAAAGGGCGUUACCGAAGUCUAUUAUAUCUUCCAAGAUAAACGACGUCUUGAAUUUAUCCUCACAUCCUUUCUCAUUCUAUCCCGCGUCCGUUCGUUCGCGCGCUCACGUCACGUCGAUGACGCAGUACGGAAGCAAACAUUGGCAUUAAAGGAUCUCCACGUUGUCCGUGCAAUGUGUCGAAGAAACGACUGCACGUGUGUGUUAUUAGUCGCUGCGAGCGCGUCGCAGAGCUAGAGAGCCACAUUAUCGUGAGUACAGAAACAGGAUUAAUUGGCCGUGCGACUAAAUUGGUGCUAAUGUACCGUGUCAUGUAGGUAAACCACAGUUGAAAAAGCUUCCGAGAUAUAUUUUUAUUUUCAACCGCAGAUUUUUAUAUGCUAAUUGGACUACUGACUCUAAAUGAUGCGAAAGUGACAUAGAGUAAACGUCAUAUCAUUUUGCACAGUGUGUGUGCUAUUUCUAUAUGUGUUCAUACUGUUUUAGUCAGAAAGAUAAUACAUGUUACAAUCCAUGUUCUGUCUUAUUAAAACCGCGAAUACUUAUUUUUCACAUUCUUUUAUAUUUUGUUUUCUUCUUUCAAAUACCUUUAAUAUUUAUCAUCCACCGACGCGUGUACUUUUUGAUACUUAAAAAUUUUUAAUUGUGUUAUACGUUGUGAUAUUAACUUCAGCAGUGUGUGUGCGUGUGUGUGUGUGACUAUCGGUGUGAUUUAUACAUGUACGAGUAAAUUCAAAAUGAUAUACUGUCUCAUACUCCCUCCGCUUGGUAGUCGCAUCAGGUAAAAAGUCAGUCAGUAAUCUAAUUAGUACAUAGAAGUCUAUGCUUUCAACUAACAGCAACGUUAGUUCUUCGCAAAAUAUAUCACGAAUUAUUAGCACUUUCCUAACUUAAAGAAAUUUUAUAAUAUUUUAAGAGAAAUGGGAAGAGAGCACGCACACGCAUCCUUUUAUUCGACGUAUCAAUCGUAAAUGAAAAUUUAUAAGAUUCCACGAGUACGGAGUAUUCUUUAAUUCUCAACGUCUCUUUCAAUUUUGUUUCAAAAGUUUUCGAGUUAAAUGCGUGCUCUCAGAAAGAAAUUUGCCUAACGUCAUACAGCCAUUUGAGCCUGAUUUCACUCGUUGAAUGUACAAUAUGUUUCUCACGUCUCGCAUGGAACGAAUUUCUCUCGCAUCUCAUCGUCACUGUCCGAAUAUCAUCCGAAAGUCAUAUUGUAGUGAAGAUUUGCCUUCGUGGAUAUACUACGAACGGACUUAUUACCACAUCCUCUAUACGACUGUGAUGUUCCCGUUCUUUCUUAGUUCACUAGAGACAAGAGCAAGUCUGAUCAUGCGCAAAAGCAGACAUUCGUAUUCGAUAUAAUUAGGUCUUGAAGGUAUAUUAUUAAAUCGCCGACUACAUCGCGGGAAUUUAAAACCGUAUAGUUAAGACAUUAUCGUCAGAAUCCUGGUCUGACAGACGAGCGUCAAACAAACAGGAAAAUUGCAGAAUAAUUUGAAAUGUGAAUUUCAAAUUCAGUGAGAAUACGUAAUCAACUCGUUAAAUGAGAUAUAUAAUGAGAGCAGUCAACACGCAGUUCUUAAAAAAUGUGCGUUCGGUUGAGCAAUUUUGGCGAUGAAUAUUUCGAUAAUGAGCAAUACGUGAUCGGCCGAAUUUACGAGGCUACUGAUUAUCGAGAGAAGUUUGGGAACAUUUUUUAAGUUAGUGGACUGCAUCGAUAUUGCAUAAUUUAAUACCACGUGAAUAUUGAUAUCUACUAAACCCUUUCGACACCUGCAUUUAAUGACGAUGCGGAAGAUCGAUUGUAUUUGGCAUAAACAAUUUUCUCGUUUCUCAUUGAACCGUGUGUGUGCGUGUGCACUUGUUUGUGUGUGUGUGUAUGUGUGUGUGUGUGUGUGUAUGUGUGUGUUAAACUGGAACACAAUAAACUCACAUGAAUUUUAA
Harpegnathos saltator (Jerdon's jumping ant) is the source of this 3805-nucleotide messenger RNA. RefSeq names its product Sol1. The coding region runs from base 1 to 1704 and encodes 567 amino acids. Lineage: Eukaryota; Metazoa; Arthropoda; Insecta; Hymenoptera; Formicidae. The record is from RefSeq and is a predicted model, not a curated record. The transcript has 11 exons. Gene Ontology annotation, cellular component: plasma membrane.